UGCAAGUCGCCUUCAAACAUGCCGAUGUGGCUGCUGUGAUCUGAACCUUCAGUUUCUCCUGCAGGUUUGAAGAACAAACUGUAGCAAUGAAACUUUUUAUACUGGUUCUGUUUUGUGUCUGCGGGUGUUUUGCAGCACAGGAAGACGAGAGGCUGCCGAAUAAAUGCGAAGUGUGUAAGUUUCUGACAGUAGAGCUGCAGGAUGCUCUGGAGAAAACUGGUCGCUCCAAAGAAGUCCUGGAGGUUGGAGAGGUGCUGGACACAGGCAAGAGAAGGAGAAAGAUAAAAUACAACACCUCGGAAACUCGGCUGACUGAGGCGGUAGACGACCUUUGUGAACGCAUCCUGCAGUAUAAUGUUCAUGCAGAGAGGCCUGGUAGCCUCCGAUAUGCCAAGGGCGCCAGUCAGACCAUGACGACUUUGAAGAACCUGGUCCACAAAGGGGUGAAAGUGGACUUGGGUCUUCCUUAUGAGCUGUGGGACGAACCCUCUGUGGAGGUGUCGGACAUGAAGAAACAGUGUGAGACGAUGCUGGAGCAGUAUGAGGAGGUUGUGGAGGACUGGUACUUCCAUCAUCAGGACCAGAGGCUAGAGAAGUUCCUCUGUGUGAACCACGUCCUCAAGACAUCGGAGCAAGAAUGUAUAAAGGAGGUGUGGAAAGGAGACAUGGGAACCAAAGGAGGGGCCAAGGAGGCAGAAAGUGACAGCACAGAAGCAGAGGUAGCCAAUGAGAAGGAGAAGGAGGGAAAGACUCAUGACGCUGGGGAGCUUUGAGGAAAACACUGCAAAGAAUGAUGUAUUGUGACACUAUUUUAUUUCUGGUGCCAAAUCUUCUGGUUUAUGUCAGGAGUUAUAAUAUUGUGAAAUGAUGCUUUAUAGACACUACAUUUCUCCUGUUAUUUUUAUAUGAAUGUUGUUAGCCUUUUAAGAACUGCACCUUUUUACACACUCAGCUAUAUUAUGUGCUGUUACUUCUCUCCUUAUGCCCACAGUAUAUGGUACAUAUCAGUAUUAUUUUUUCUGACUUUACCCAAAUUGAAGUCUUUAAAUGGAAUAUGUAAAAAUUUUUCAUUGUGAAUAAAAUACUUUUUUAUAACA
Molecule: messenger RNA, 1097 nt
Organism: Micropterus salmoides (largemouth bass)
Lineage: Eukaryota; Metazoa; Chordata; Actinopteri; Centrarchiformes; Centrarchidae
Gene: cnpy4
Product: canopy FGF signaling regulator 4
Exons: 6
Coding region: 87-773 (228 amino acids)
Cellular component (GO): endomembrane system
Molecular function (GO): signaling receptor binding
Source: RefSeq, a predicted model, not a curated record